AUGAGGCCACUCCUACUCCUGGGUUUUGUCUUGCCCAGUUUCCUGUGUGCCCAGCAAGCCUGUUCCCGUGGGGCCUGCUAUCCACCCGUUGGGGACCUGCUCAUUGGGAGGACCCGGUUUCUCCAUGCUUCAUCCACCUGUGGACUGACCAAGCCUGAGACCUACUGCACCCAGUAUGGCGAGUGGCGGAUGAAAUGUUGCAAGUGUGACUCCAGGUUGCCUCAUAAUUACAACGGCCACCGAGUGGAGAAUGUGGUUUCAUCCUCAGGCCCCAUGCGCUGGUGGCAGUCCCAGAAUGAUGUGAAUCCUGUCUCUCUGCAGUUGGACCUGGACAGGAGGUUCCAGCUUCAAGACAUCAUGAUGGAUUUUAAGGGGCCCUUGCCCGCCGGGAUGCUGAUUGAGCGGUCCGCAGACUUCGGCAACACCUGGCAGGUGUACCAGUACCUGGCUGCUGACUGCGCCUCCGUCUUCCCCCGGGUCCGUCAGGGCCAGCCUCAGAGCUGGCAGGAUGUUCGGUGCCAGUCCUUGCCCCAGAGGCCUAACGGGCAUCUGGACGGGGGGAAGGUUCAACUUAACAUCAUGGAUUUAGCAUCUGGGAUUCCAGCAACUCAAAGUCAAAAAAUUCAAGGUCAGUGUGGUAACUUCUCCCCACUGCGGGUGGGGAACAAAACUUGGAACUUGGGACUUGCCAUGGUUGCAUGCGACUGCAACGGGCACUCUGAGACCUGUCACUUCGACCCAACUGUGUUCGCCGCUAGCCAGGGGGUGCACGGAGGUGUGUGUGACCACUGCCGGGACCACACCGAGGGCAAGAACUGUGAGCGGUGUCAGCUGCACUAUUUCCGCAACCGGCGUCCUGGAGCUCCCAUUCAAGAGACCUGUAUCCCCUGCGAGUGUGAUCCCGAUGGGGCAGUGCCGGGCGUUCCCUGCGACCCAGUGACUGGGCAGUGCGUGUGCAAGGAGCAUGUGCAGGGGGAGCGCUGUGACCUGUGCAAGCCGGGAUUUACAGGACUCACCUAUGCUAACCCACAGGGCUGCCACCGCUGUGACUGCAACAUCCUGGGGUCUCGUCGGGACAUGCCGUGUGAUGAGGAGAGCGGGCACUGCCUGUGUCUGCCCCACGUGGUGGGCCCCAAAUGUGACCAGUGCGCUCCCUAUCACUGGAAGCUGGCCAGCGGUCGGGGCUGUGAGCCAUGUGCCUGUGACCCUCACAACUCCCUCAGCCCCCAGUGCAACCAGUUCACAGGGCAGUGCCCCUGUCGAGAAGGGUUCGGUGGCCUGACCUGCGACGCUGCAGCCCUCCGCCAGUGUCCUGACCGGACCUAUGGAGACACAGGCACAGGAUGCCGUGCCUGUGACUGUGACUUCCGGGGAACAGAGGGCCCAGGCUGUGACAAGGCCUCGGGCCGCUGCCUCUGCCGCCCUGGCUUGACCGGACCCCGCUGUGACCAAUGCCAACGAGGUUACUGUGACCGCUAUCCAGUGUGUGUGGCCUGCCACCCUUGCUUCCAGAGCUACGAUGCUGACCUCCGGGGGCAGGCUUUGCGCCUCAGCAGCCUGCGCAAUGCCACUGCCAGCCUGUGGCCAGGGCUGGGUCUGGAGGAUCCUGGCCUGACUGCCCGGAUCAUGGGUGCAAAGAGCAAGAUGGAGCAGAUCCAAGCAAUUCUCGCCAGUGCCUCGGUCACCGAGCAGGAGGUGUCCCAGGUGGCCAAUGCCAUUUUCUCCAUCAGGCGGACUCUCCAGGGCCUGCAGCCUGAUCUGGCCCUAGAGGAGGAGACCUUGUCCCUCCCGGGAGACCUGGAGAAUCUGGACAGAAGCUUCAAUCGCCUGCUCAUUAUAUAUCAGAGCAAGAAGGAACAGUUUGAAAGGAUAAGCAGUACGGAUCCUUUAGGGGCCUUCCGGGUGCUGACUGCAGCCUACCAGCGGUCCUCCCAGGCUGCUCAGCAGGUCUCCGACGGCUUCCACCUGCUCCUCCAGCUCAGGGACAGCCGGAGAGAGGCAGAGAGGCUGGAGGGGCAGGUGGGAGGAGGAACGGGAGCCGGAGGUCCCCAGCUCGCAGCUCUGAGCCUGGGGAUGGCUUCCUUGCCUGAUCUGAUGCCCACCAUCAACAAGCUCUGUGGGGGCUCCAGGCAGACGGCCUGUACCCCAGGAGUGUGCCCUGGAGAGCUGUGUCCCCGAGACAAUGGCACGGCAUGUGGCUCUCACUGCAGAGGCGUCCUCCCCAAAGCGGGUGGGGCCUUCUGGACUGCGGGCCAGGUGGCCAGGCAGCUGCAGGGUUUCAACACCCAGCUCCAGCAGACCAGGCAGAUGAUCAGGGCAGCAGAGGAGGCCGCCUCGAAGGUGCAGUCAGAUGCUCAGCGCCUGGAGACCCAGGUGAGCGCCAGCCGCUCCCAGAUGGAGGAAGAUGUCAGACGCACACGACGCCUCAUCCAGCAGGUCCGAGACUUCCUGUCAGACCCUGACACUGAUGCAGCCACCAUCCAGGAGGUCAGUGAGGCCGUGCUGGCCCUGUGGCUGCCCACAGACUCCGCCACCGUCCUGCGGAAGAUGAAUGAGAUCCAGGCCAUCGCAGCCAGGCUACCCAAUGUGGACCUGGUGCUGUCGCAGACCAAGAAGGACAUUGCUCGGGCUCGCAGGCUCCAGGCUGAGGCUGAGCAGGCCAGGAGCCGAGCCCACGUGGUGGAGGGCCAGGUGGAGGAUGUGGUGGGGAACCUGCGUCAGGGCACAGUGGCACUGCAGGAGGCUCAGGACACCAUGCAAGGCACCAGCCGCUCCCUUCGGCUUAUCCAGGAAAGGGUUGCUGAGGUUCAGCAGGUGCUGGGGCCAGCGGAAAGACUGGUGGCCGGCAUGACGGAGCAGCUGGGUGACUUUCGGGCACGGAUGGAGGCGCUCCGCCUGCAGGCUAGGCAGCAGCGGGCACAGGCAGCUCAGGCCCAGCAGCUCGCGGAAGGCGCUGAACAGCAGGCGCUGAGCGCCCAGGAGGGAUUUGAGAGAAUAAAGCAAAAAUAUGCUGAAUUGAAGGACCAGUUGGGUCGUAGCCCCAUGCUGGGGGAGCAGGGAAGCCGGAUCCUGAGCGUCAAGACAGAGGCAGAGGAGUUAUUUGGGGAGACCAUGGAGAUGAUGGACAGGAUGAAAGACAUGGAGUUGGAGCUGCUUCGGGGGAGCCAGGCCAUCGAGCUUUGCUCGGCAGACCUGACGGGGCUGGAGAAGCACGUGGAACAGAUCCGCGACCACAUCAAUGGGCGUGUGCUGUACUAUGCCACCUGUAAGUGA
Molecule: messenger RNA, 3273 nt
Organism: Puma concolor (puma)
Lineage: Eukaryota; Metazoa; Chordata; Mammalia; Carnivora; Felidae
Source: RefSeq, a predicted model, not a curated record